Meloidogyne enterolobii is the source of this 619-nucleotide messenger RNA. The record is from the annotation of a GenBank genome assembly. Lineage: Eukaryota; Metazoa; Nematoda; Chromadorea; Rhabditida; Meloidogynidae.
UCCAGGAAUGGGUGGAGGAGGUAUGGGAGGUGGCGGUGGUGGUGAUAUGGGAGGUGGUGGUAUGAUGAUGGGUGGAGGAGGUAAAUGUUGGCUGUUAAAGUAGCUUAAAAAUAUUUUUGAAGGAAUGGGUGGUGGAAUGCCUGAUGGAGGCGGUGGAAUGAUGAACGGAGGAGGAGGAAUGAUGGGAGGGGGAGAUAUGAGCGGUGGUGGUGGAAUGAUGGGAGGUGGAAUUGGAAUAGGAGGUGGAAUGCCUGAUGGAAAUAUGGGAAUGAGCGGUGGAGGGAUGGGGAUGGGAUAUGGUGGAGGAAUGUCCGGAGGUGGUAUGCCCGAUGGAGGUAUGGGUGGUGGUAUGUCUAUGGGUGGUGGAGACAUGAACGGAGGAGGCGGAAUGGGCAUGGGUGGAAUGAGCGGUGGAGGUGGCCCAGGCGGUGAUAUGGGAGGAGGAAUGGGUAUGGGUGGAGGUGGAUCUGGAGGUUUUGGUUCGAUGCAGGGUGGUGGUUAUGGUGGUGGAUAUAGCGCAUCAGCGCGUCUUCCACCAAUCCAUAUUCCCCCGUAUUCUGCUGAGGAAGAUGCUGACAACAAAAAAGUGAAGCCGAUUGUUAACCCUUUAAGAACUUGA